This is a messenger RNA of Amyelois transitella, 5888 nucleotides long. RefSeq names its product DNA polymerase theta (gene DNApol-theta). The record is from RefSeq and is a predicted model, not a curated record. NCBI's taxonomy places the organism in Eukaryota, Metazoa, Arthropoda, Insecta, Lepidoptera, Pyralidae. The coding region runs from base 103 to 5769 and encodes 1888 amino acids. Gene Ontology annotation, molecular function: ATP binding; DNA-directed DNA polymerase activity; DNA binding. Gene Ontology annotation, biological process: double-strand break repair via alternative nonhomologous end joining; DNA-templated DNA replication. The transcript is spliced from 9 exons.
UUUACUUGUGUUGUACAUUACUGCUAUAAAGUUCUCUUAUUUCUCGUGAUUUAAUUUUAUAGAGACAGAACUUUAAUAUUAAAGGAUGAAUUUAAGUAUUUCAUGAAAUUAAAAGCAUUUUUCUUCAUCAUAUUAAACGAAAUGGCUGAAGUGAUAGAUUCUCAAUUACUAGCCGAAAACGUUGGGUUCCUCGAAAAUUGUUUCGACAAUUCGUUUUCGCUACAAACAUCAUUACAUAUCGUAAAGGAAUACGCUGCUGAAGAGGCUUACAAGGUAAACCAUACGAAAGGCUUUUCGCAGAAUAAAAGUAGGAAUAACUUAUUGCAAAAUAAAACCAUCUCCUUAGACGCCAGUGCAAUAAUUCUAGCUAAAACUCGAAAUACUCAGGUCAUUAAUAAAAACUUAAAAGCAUGGGGCUUACCACCUGAAAUUUCUGCAAAGUAUAAACAGCGUGGCAUCAAUGAAAUGUUUGAUUGGCAAGUGACCUGCUUAAGCAAUCCGAAAAUUCUAUUAGAUUGUUGCAACUUGGUAUAUUCAGCCCCAACUUCAGCUGGGAAAACUCUUGUUGCUGAAAUUUUAACAAUUAAAACCAUAUUGGAAAGGCAAAAAAAAGUGAUUGUUAUACUGCCUUUUGUCUCUAUUGUGCGAGAGAAAAUGUUUUAUUUGCAAGACAUUUUAUCAACAUCUGGGAUUAGAGUGGAAGGUUUUAUGGGGUCCCAGUCUCCUCCAGGAGGUUUACAGGCUGUUCACUUGGCAAUUUGUACAAUAGAGAAAGCUAAUAGUCUGAUUAACAGGCUCUUGGAUGAAGGGAACAUAUCAGAUAUAGGAGCGGUCAUUGUCGACGAAUUGCAUUUGUUAGGAGAUCGACAUAGGGGAUAUAUUCUGGAGCUUCUUUUGACAAAAAUUAAAUAUGUAUCAUCAAAAAUAGAUGACUGCCAUAUACAAAUUGUUGGCAUGUCUGCAACAUUGCCUAAUUUGGAAAUAUUAGCUAAGUGGCUAAACGCAGAAUUAUUUAUCACAGAUUUCCGACCAAUACCACUUGAUGAAUAUUGUUUAGUUGGUAACAAAUACUUCGAUAAAAAUGGAAAACUUGUUAGUACCAUUGAGAAAGAAUCACUUACUGCAGAAUCAGAUUAUGUUCUACAAAUUUGUUUAGAUACAAUUAAGGAAGGAUGUUCAGUUUUGAUAUUUUGUAUGACCAAAAACAGGUGUGAAAAUUUAGCUCAAAGUAUAUCAUCUUCAUUUUAUAAACUUGGCUGUUCAGGAAGUGAUAUUGGGUUGAUUUUAAGAAGUCAGCUGAAAUCCGAAAGCAUUUUCGAAGUUCUUGAACAGCUAAAGAACUGUCCAGUUGGUUUGGAUCAAAUUUUAAAAACAACAAUAUCAUUUGGUGUUGCAUUUCAUCAUGCUGGUUUAACAUUUGAUGAGAGAGAUAUCAUAGAAGGGGGUUUCAAAUCAGGAGCAAUCAGGGUUUUAGUAGCUACAUCUACUUUGAGUUCAGGAGUCAAUUUGCCUGCAAGAAAAGUUAUAGUGAGAUCUCCAGUUUUCCAAAGACUACCAAUUAAUAUUUUAACAUAUAAACAAAUGAUUGGGAGGGCAGGGCGAAUGGGUAAGGAUUUAAAGGGAGAAAGCAUAUUAGUUUGCACAGAUACUGAGAAGAAGGUAGGAUUUGACCUCAUGAUGGGAGCAUUAGAUCCUGUUAAAAGUUGUAUUGAGAGUGAAGACAAGUAUAUGAGAGCAGUUCUUGAGAUGAUAGCCAGUAAUGUGGUCUGUACCAAAGAGGAGUUGGACCUCUAUUCAAAAUGCACUUUACUAUAUGUUCAGCAAAAUGUAACAGUAUCACAGAAUUCACUAUUAGAUAGUACUUUAGAUGAAUUGAUAAAUUAUGAGUUAGUAAGAAUUCAGGAUGAUGGGAAUGAAAAUAGAUAUGUAGCCACUCCUUUAGGCAAAGCAUGUUUAUCUUCAUCUAUGGCUCCAAAUGAUGGUCUGUCACUAUUUUGUGAGCUUCAAAAGGCUCGGCAAUGUCUGGUUUUAGAGACAGAUCUUCACCUCAUAUAUUUAGUGACACCAUAUAGUGUUAGCAGUCAGUGGGGUGAAAUAGACUGGCUUCACUUGUUAACUUUAUGGGAGUCAUUAACAAAAGCCAUGAAAAGAGUUGGUGAGUUAGUGGGGGUGCAGGAAAGCUUCAUCAUUAGAUGUUUGAGAGGAGCCAAUAAAUUGACCAAUGUACAGAAUAAGUUGAACAUACAUAAAAGGUUCUAUACAGCACUUGCUUUACAAGAUUUAGUGAAUGAAGUAGCACUGUCUGAAGUAGCAACAAAGUUCCAAUGUGCAAGAGGAUUUCUUCAAAGCCUUCAACAAGCGGCUGCUACAUUUGCUGGAAUGGUAACAGCUUUUUGCCGGCAGCUUGGAUGGAAGAAUAUGGAAAUGUUAAUAUCACAGUUUCAAGAUCGAUUGCAUUUUGGUAUCCAUUCAGAAUUAUUAGAACUAAUGAAAUUGCCGUCUUUAAAUGGAAUCAGAGCUCGUACACUAUUUGAUGCUGGUUUCGAAACAGUGUCGAGUAUUGCUUCAGCUGAUGUCAACAUGAUUGAAAAUACGCUCCAUAAAUCUGUACCAUUUCAAAGUAACAAAGAGAGAGAAGGAGAUGAUAAUGAAGAUAUUAGAAAACGUAAUAAAAUAAAAAGUAUUUGGAUAACUGGUUGUUGUGGUAUGACUACAAGACAAGCUGCAGAAAGCCUCAUAUCAGAAGCUAGGAAAUAUCUAGAGAAUGAAAUUGGCGUAACAGAAAUAAAGUGGAAAGCUUCUGAACAAGUAAAUGAAAUGCAUAGUAUUCAUAAUAAGAAUAGUAUAACAGAUUUAAAACAAGAAAUAAAUAGUACUGUAGUUAACAAAACUUCUAUUAAAAGCUGGAUAAAAAUUGAUAAAGAGCAAGUGGCAUCCACACAUCCUGAUCCCUGUAAAAUUAAAGAAGAACAGUUAGUGGUUAAAAAAGAACAUACUGAAAUUGCUAUUAAUCAAAGAAGUGAUGAUAUAAAUAAUAUAAUUUGUCUAUCGAACAAAUUAGAAGAUAGAAAUGAAUUUUUAUCUAACCGUUUUUCUAGUCCUUUGGUAGAAAAUCAACCGCACAUAUCUCUAAAUAGAAUAAUAGAAGAUGAAAUAAAAAGCAGCCCUACAAUUUUACCUAAAAAUGUCACUGUUCAAGAUGAACUUAUUUGGGAUUCUCUCAAUUUUACUGAUGUUGCUGUUGAAAAUAUUACAAAAAUUAAGUCUGCAUAUAACUCAGCUUCACCGAAUAUGAGUUUUGGUGAUAGUGAAGAGAAAAUAGAAGAAUCUCUUAAUACAAAAUCUACUUCAACAAAUUUAAAAUCUGUAAAUGAUAUAAGUUUGUUUUCUUCUGAUGGUGAUAAUACUCUUUUUGAUGAAAGUUUGCCUAUAGAUCUGAUAUCUAGUAAAUUGCUUAACGGCGAAGAUUCGGCAGCUAAAGUUGUGUUUGAAUCAAAGGAUAAAAAUAAAUCAGAUUAUAAUGUGACUAACUUACAAAGCAAUACCAUAUUAAAAGCUUUUAAAACUACUUUGAUCGAGGUAGAGGAAGAGGAGGACAUAAAACUAGUUUAUGAUGACGAGAAUAAAAUGAGUGAAAAUGAAUUAGAAAUAGCAUUUAACACUUCAGAAGAAGUUAUGAAUACUCAACAGGUGAAAAAAACAUCUAUCAAAAAUAUUUUUAUUAGUCCGCUUAAACGACAAGCUGAAAACGAAAAUAGUGUUUUAUCACAACCUUCAUAUAAAAAGUUGAAAGUGAAUAAUAUAAAAGAACGAUCGCAAAAUUAUAGCAGAUUUGACAUAACGAAUAUCAAAUUAAACAAUGCCAAAUCAAAACAUUUUUUUAUACAACUAAAUGAAUUUAAAUACCAAUGUUAUGUUCUAAAAGAGGAUGAUAUUUACACCAAUUUUGAUAUUUUGAGGAAUGUUACAGAAGCUGGUAUAUAUUUAGACAUCCAACCUGUGACAAUAAGUUCAAACCAAUUAAUUGGGAGUAACAUAUUAAAACUAGAAAAAGGUGAACCCCAAAUGAGAAAUUCUAUUGAAUGUAAAAAGCAUCCCAUUAGAGGAAUAGCUUUGUAUUUUAAAGAUAUCUGUAUCUUACUAGACCUUACUGAUGAUGUUUUAAUUCAAGAAAAACUCUCUGGAUGGUUGCAAAUGAAGUCAUUAAAAUUAAAUGUAAUGAAUUUAAGAUCUAUGAUUCUUGCCUUAAAACACACUUUCGGCAUAAAUAUAAAUUCGCAAUGUGUUGAUAUUUCAUUGGCUGAAUGGUUGCUGAAUAGUGAUGAGAAAAUACCUGAAAUCUUGGAUUUGGUAAAAAAAUAUGUCAGUGUAGAUCUAUCGACGGUUUUUAUAAGUGUUGACGGGAAAUCAAAGAAGUGGAAGCAGUUAGAGUCGUUCGAGAAUGUCUGUGUAAAAGCUUGGUGUCUAUGGAUGGUGGCCGAAAGGCAGCAGGAGUGUUUGUUGAGGCAGUAUGUAGCGGCUCGAGAUACCUUCGAAAUUGAAACACAAACUGCGAGAAUACUCUCAGACUGCGAAUUUCAAGGAAUUUGCGUCGAUAAAGAUCUCGCCGCGCGACUUCUGAUCGACGUCAGAAAUUCACAAGAAACUCUACAAAAGAAGGCCUACAAAAUUUGCGGUUACCAUUUCAACUUCAAUUCAUCGAAGGACGUUGCUAAGGUUCUCGGGAUAUACAAAGGUCGCAAGGUGAGCACCAAGAAGAGUGUGCUGACAUCCCACAACAGUCCUAUGGCCAGCAUUGUGAUAUUUUGGAGGAAACUGAACUCUAUUCUAACAAAGACUUUGUAUCCCCUAACGGAGAAGGCGUGCGUUUAUAGUGCUGGAGACAGAAUAAACCCAUCGUACACGAUGUUCACUUGCACGGGCCGCGUGAGCAUGCACGAGCCGAACUUACAAAAUGUGCCUCGAACAUUCUCCAUGCCUGAAACGUAUCUUACUAUAGAGGAUACAAACUCAAGUGAUCUGGUAGAGUUUAACUGUAGGAAUAUAUUCAAAGCGGCGCGCGGCCAUGUUUUGGUGUCUGCGGAUUAUUGCCAGUUGGAGAUGAGGGUCCUGACGCAUUAUAGCGAAGACCCGGUGCUGAUGAGGAUAAUGAAGUCGGAUGUGGAUGUGUUCAAGUCUAUAGCGGCUUCUUGGAGCAAUCUGCCUGAAGAAGAGGUGGAUGAUGAUCUCCGUCAAAAGGCGAAGCAGCUAUGCUACGGAAUCCUCUACGGUAUGGGUAACCGCACUCUCUCGCAGCACCUCGACGUGACAGAAUUAGAGGCGGCGGUCUUCAUGGACACUUUCUACAAGACGUUCCCCGCCAUAAGGUCCUUCACGCAAGGUCUCAUCGAAGAGUGCAGGAAGAAGGGAUACGUCGAAACGCUCAUGAAACGACGCAGGUUCUUGAAAGAUAUUAGCAGCAAUAUCGGUGCGAAAAAGAGUGCCGCUGAGAGACAAGCAGUAAAUACCACGAUUCAAGGAUCGGCGGCGGACAUCGCGAAAGCGGCAAUGUGUGCCAUAGAUAACAAAACAAACUCACGAACAUAUAAACCUAGACUGAUCCUUCAAAUGCAUGAUGAACUCAUUUAUGAAGUGCCAGAGAGUAGUAAGGAGUGGUUCAUACAAGUUAUAAAAAAUGUAAUGGAAGACACUGUUCGUCUGAAAGUGCCUUUACCUGUCAAAGUAAAGAGUGGGGCCACGUGGGGUUCUUUGGAAGAAGUCAAGUCUUGAUAUCACGUUGGAAUCAUGUAAUUGCUAUUGCAUCCAGUGUAAUUCUGUGAUAUUUUGAACUACCCAUGUGAUAUUUUUUGCAGUUUAGUUUUUAGUUUAAAUAAAUUAAUGUAUUUUUA